GAUUACUUUAACAUCUAUUGGUCAACAAUGCUCAAAUCCGAUUCACUUGGUUUUAAUUUUAGAGGCAGUUACUCCCAAAUGAGUACAAUCCUUUCUGAUCGUCAGAGGGACGAGUUACAUAAAGCCAUCUUAGAUUAUCUCAGCGCCAGUGGAUUCCAUGAUUCGUUCACAGCACUAAAAGCAGAGUCACUGAAUGACGAUUUUGUGCCUGAUCCCAAGCAAAAAUACGCCGGCCUAUUAGAAAAGAAAUGGACUUCAGUCAUUCGGUUGCAGAAAAAGAUUAUGGAACUUGAGAGCAAAACAUCUCAAAUGCAAGAAGAACUAAACAAUGCACCUGUACGUAAAGCCACAAGCUCGGUCGAUUGGAUACCCCGCCCGCCAGAAAGACAAACGCUCACCGGUCAUCGUAACCCUGUAACGCGAGUUGCAUUCCACCCUGUAUAUCAAAUUCUCGCAACAGCUUCAGAAGAUACCUCAAUCAAAAUAUGGGAUUAUGAGACGGGUGAAUUUGAGCGCACAUUGAAAGGUCAUACAAAGGCUGUCCAAGACUUGGCGUUCGAUGCAAAGGGCAACAUACUAGUUUCCUGUUCGGCUGAUCUGACAAUCAAGGUUUGGGACCUCAACAAUGAGUACAACUGCAUCAAGACCUUGUAUGGACAUGAUCAUAGUGUAUCAUCUGUCGCUUUCUUACCAUCAGGAGACAUUAUUGUGUCCGCUUCCAGAGACAAAACCAUUAAACUUUGGGAUGUUGCAUCUGGAUAUUGUGUCAAAACAUUUACCGGGCAUCUGGAGUGGGUUCGUUCUGUCCAGCCUAGCGAUGAUGGUCGAUUAUUAGUGACAUCGUCAAAUGAUCAGACGUCUCGUCUUUGGGAUGCAUCUACGGGAGAAACUAAAAUGGAAUUCCGAGGUCACGAUCAUGUUGUGGAAUGUGCAAUAUUUGUUCCUGUCAACGCCUAUCCAUAUGUUCGUGAGCUGAUCAAUGAUACAUCCAAGGCUGGAAAAGAACAGCCGAUGGCAGGUCAAUACGUCGUUACGGGUUCUCGAGACAAGACUAUCAAGCUUUGGGACGCUAGCGGCCAACUGUUACAUACCAUGAUAGGUCACGAUAAUUGGGUACGCGGACUUGUGGUGCAUCCCAGUGGCAAGUUCUUGUUGUCGGCAUCAGAUGACAAGACCAUAAAAAUCUGGGAUCUCAAAACUGGUCGCUGUAUGAAGACUAUAGAGGCACACUCACAUUUUGUGACAUGCAUAUCAUAUUGCCAUUCAAGUCCCGUUGUUGCCACAGGAAGCGUUGAUCAAACUGUCAAGAUAUGGCAGUGCCGAUGAAGAGCAAAACUUUUUUGCAGAGAAAAAACUAAACAGAAAACAAAACAAAUAAUAACAUACGAUACGCAAAGCCAACAAAACCAAACCACAGUGUAUGGCGAAAUGCUCAUGGGAUACUUGCUCUGGCAAAAUUGUGUCUGUG
Umbelopsis ramanniana AG is the source of this 1468-nucleotide messenger RNA. RefSeq lists its product as uncharacterized. Gene Ontology annotation, molecular function: protein binding. The record is from RefSeq and is a predicted model, not a curated record. The coding region runs from base 28 to 1326 and encodes 432 amino acids. Lineage: Eukaryota; Fungi; Mucoromycota; Umbelopsidomycetes; Umbelopsidales; Umbelopsidaceae. The transcript is spliced from 8 exons.